Molecule: messenger RNA, 2391 nt
Organism: Nerophis lumbriciformis (worm pipefish)
Lineage: Eukaryota; Metazoa; Chordata; Actinopteri; Syngnathiformes; Syngnathidae
Source: RefSeq, a predicted model, not a curated record
AUGCCGGUGAACGCGUUGCCCCGGGCGGGCAUCAGCGGCCAGGGCUCUCUCAGCCCGGCGUCGCUGUCCCGCAGCCUUUCUCGGCUGAGAGAAUACCGAACUCGGACCCGGAUCAUGCUGGCUCUCGGAGUCUCUCAGAUGGUCCUGGGGAGUCUCAUCCUGGCCGUCAGCUUCGCGGCUCUGGCUCUCACCACAUCCCCAAGGGUGCGACACUCCUGCCCUUUCUGGGCUGGCUUCUCUGUUCUUCUUUCUGGGCUUAUCGGUGUGGUGUCAUGGAAGAGGCCACUCUCACUGGUGAUCACAUUCUUCAUGUUGUUGUCAGCGGUUUGUGUGAUGCUCAACCUGGCAGGAUCAAUCCUCUCUUGUCAGAAUGCUCAGUUGGUCAACUCACUGGAAGAAUGUCAGCUGCUCAAGUUUGACAGCGAUGGAGUGUGCGUUUGCUGUGAGUUACAGCAACAGAGCUCAAGCUGCAACAACCUUGGAGAAACGCUGAAACUUAACCCACUGAGGGACUGCAAUACCAUCCGCUUACGUCUCAAGGAAUUGCUGUUCAGCGUAUGUGCCCUUAACGUCAUAUCCACCAUUGUUUGUGCCCUAGCGACAGCCAUGUGCUGCAUGCAAAUUGUCUCCACUGAUGUGCUGCAGAUGUUCAUGCCACACCGAACAAGAGAGCUAAAUGCUGAUUGUAUGACCCCCCAUGGAACUAUUCUCCACCAAACACUGGACUUUGAUGAGUUUAUUCCUCCCAUUCCCCCGCCACCUUAUUACCCCCCUGAGUAUACCUGCACCCCAUCAAUGGAUGGACAAAGGGGCCUGCACUUGGACUUCCCUCAUUCUCCCUUCAGUGCCAUUUAUGGGGUGCCCAUCAACAGCCCUGGAACACUGUAUCCAACUGACCUGCCCCCACCGUAUGAGACUGUGGUGGGGCAGACCCCUGCAAGCCAGGUCACCACCAGCAUGGAACAACAAGCCACAGAAUCCAGUUUAUGUGACAGAAACACAACUGCAGGACUCAGCACUCAGGCCUCCGUAGACAGUGCAUCCCUAAUGGUGUCAGAGGUUGCUGAUCAAGACCACACUUGCUCUUCAGAGGAUUUGUGUUCCCUGGAGGUCCAAGGCUCAGAUUCAUCUCCCUAUAGCACACCCCACACUGCAGUGACCGAUGGAAGCUGCACUAGCCUUGAACUUUGUACACGGACACGCUGCCAUGGCUCAUCUAACACCAACGCCCGCCCCAGUGACACUGGAUUCAGUGAGUCUUCACAUACCCAGGAGUCCCUUGAACGUUCUCCAGACUGGUCCUCCGAAAACUACAGCAAUUUGGACCAAGAAGAUUCCGCAGACAACUUGCGUAUAUGUGAGGAACUGAGGCCUGCCAUGCACCUUUGUGAUGAGCUUGCCUCAGCCAAACAUUUGCCAGAAGACCCACCGAAAUUGUCACCACACUCUCUCAUUAAAGCACGAAUGAUGAGCCGGAAACUCCCGCUAGCUGUUGCUAUCCCCCCACCUCCUCAGCCAUGCUCCCCCACCUCAGUGGCCUCCUCUGGUGGAACCUUAGCCAUCAGCCCCUUGGCUCCCUCUCCAUCUCCCUCCCCUCCCAGCCGGCUACGAGGCCCACGGCUGUGCUUUAGUGUAUGGUCACCCUCUGCAACGCCACAGCCCCCUUCUACCUCAUCUCAAAGUGGACGUUCACCUGCAGAGAGGCCUCUAGUGCUUCGUGCCGCCAGGAGAUACCGCAAGCUGGCGCGUAUUGUCCGCUCUACCAGUGACCCGAUCUCCUGCUCCUCAACUACUGGAAGAGAAACUUGUGUCUCCACCACUGCAAUUAAUGCUUCAGCUGGUGAUUCAUCUCAUACGUCUCCGGAGCAAGAGCAAUCGGGCACGUCGGUGGAAGGCAUUGGAGGCAAAGCCAGUCACAUGUGCGGCAAGAAGCAACAAAAGGAGAGCAAAAAAAUAGACCUCCACCUUAGAAAAGGGGCUCUGCAAGCACAUUCCCCUCAUGAGCGACCACAGUCCCUGGCUGACCUUAAAAUGUAUAAAGACACUAAAAUACUGGUGGCCAAAUUCCUGGAGCAUUCAAGCUGCAAUUUACCGCCUGAAGUCCAGCAAGUUGUCAACAACAUAAAGUGUGUCAUCAAGUCUGACGAAAAACAUAUGGAGGAGGCCAUAUUUAGUGCCAAUGUCAUAGAUCAGGUGAUGACCCAGCGCAUUAGUGGCAGUCCCAGGAAACGUGGACAGGAGGAUCUUCACCUCCAAAGCUGCGGUGCUUUGAGUUCUUCCCCUUCCAUGCGCCGUCCCAAAAAUCUCCCUCAAACUACCAGCACUUGUACAGAUGCCCUGAACUCACCUUCCUUUGAACAAAGCAUUGAGUGCAGGGAAACAAUUCUCUGA